AAUGUUUCUUAGCCCCCUCUCGUCACUCCAUGGCGCAUGUCUUUCUAUCUAGGAAGCACAGGUUUUGCUCGGGCAGCUUUGGGCCAUGGCUACACCCUUCCAAGGAACCAUUUGUCCCACCAGAUGCGUAUCCUCUCUGAGUUCGAAACGGCCCUUCCCUGCGCAGCCUAAAGUUUGGACGCAAAGGGCCGCACUGGGAGGCUUGCGUGCAUGCCUUGAUAGGUCAACGGACUGGUCUUGCGGGAUUGCAGCUUUGUGCUUUGCCUGGAGCUUUUCACGCGCAAAGUUUAUGCCUUGUGCGCCGAAGUGUGGCAGGGCGAUCAGGACAAUGACACGUGCGUUGGGGUCGAUUGAGCAGUUCAAAGUCUUUGGACCUCCUGAUGAUCCGUUUGUCAUUGAAACCGACAAGGUGCUAGGCGUAGGCGGCCAAGGUACAGUAUACUUAUGCCACAGAAGAAGCACGCCAAACACGAAGCACGCUGUCAAAACCAUACCAAUUUGGCGACUACUAAUGGAUCCCUCCUGCAAUGAGAAAAUCGCAUCAAUCCGCAAAGAGACGGAAGUUCUGCUGCAGAUCCAAGGCCAUCCAAACAUUUGCGAGUGCCUUGGAUGUUUCGAUGCAUUUAGACCUGGUACUUCCCAAGCCCAAUACAUCAUGAUUGUCAUGGAGCUCAUUGAGGGCGGUGAGUUGGCAAGCUUCAUCAAGGAUGGUCAGGGCCUGUCAGAGGACAUAGUCAAAUCCAUCAUGCGACAAACAACCGCUGGGCUUAAGUUCAUCCACGACCGAGACGUGGUUCACCGCGAUCUCAAAGUGGAAAAUAUCUUGGUGUGUGGCACACAGAUCACAGCCACAACGCCUGUCAAGGUGAUAGAUUUCGGUGUCGCAAAGAGCCUGAAAGGCACUAUGGCUCGCAGUUGUGUGGGCACCACUGAAAUCAUGGCACCUGAAGUUGUAAGCGCCAAAUUGAUGCUUGCCCCAAAAGGCGCAUCUAUGAAGAAGCAUGGUCCGUACAGCUUCAAAGCUCCGCAGGAGGCAUCGCCAGGCUUUGGCAUUGUGACACAGCGCCCUGAUGGCAAGGGCGCCAUGGUGAACGGCAUUGAGCCCGGAGGUCAAGCGGCAACCUUUGGCAUCGGAGAUGGCUGGGCUAUCUCACACAUCAACAAUGUGGAGGUGCUGGAGAUGCCCUUCGUGAAAGAUUUCAAUGAAAUUGGUGCCGGAACAAAGGCAGGUGUUACAGCUAUUGCCGAGAUUCUGGGUAGCCUUAAUGCUCCAUUCAAUAUGGAAUUUGUGGAGCUGCCAAAGCGGGAGUUCAGCAAAGCCAUCGACCUUUGGAGUUUGGGAGUAUCUCUGCAUGUCAUGCUCACGGGGAAGAAGCCAUUCGAGGAGGAGGCGCAGAUUGUAAACGGAGAGUUCGACCAAACCUUGCUGAAGCGGUGCUCUCAAGAUGCCCAGGACCUGGUCAAGGGCUUGCUGCGCAUGAAUCCAAGUGAGAGAUUGACUGCGGAUCAAGUCUUGGCGCAUCCAUUCUUGCAGUGAGAUUCUGGAUAUGACCAAAGUUUCCAAGUUGUUUUGAGAAUUUAGCCGUUGCCUUCUCUGCUCGCUCGCGCAGUUGUCCACAAGACAGGUUUUUUCAACGGUGUGAAAGUUUAACAUGAAUUGGCUGUUCCAAAGACGAACAGUGCCAACGAGCUGCACGGAGCAGAUGCUGUGCGGAACACAUUGUUUGCUGGCAACUAUUGGCAGGUGCGAAGGAUUGGGGAUAGCUGCGCCACUUUACAGGUGUAGCUUGGCAAUAAUGCGAGAAACCAAGGUAGGCUAGGUUCCUGAAACAAAACAUGAUGUGAGUUGACCUUUGAGUUUGCAGCGGGCAAUGUUGCUUGCCACAGCCGGCAUAUAGUCAGGAUUUCAAUUGCGCUCCUGUCGUUCACUGCUUGGUUUCGAUUGGCGUGAGAUUCCGCCUUGGAGGUUAAAAAAA
Messenger RNA from Cladocopium goreaui, 1976 nucleotides. The record is from the annotation of a GenBank genome assembly. Lineage: Eukaryota; Dinophyceae; Suessiales; Symbiodiniaceae.